This is a messenger RNA of Diversispora eburnea, 354 nucleotides long. The record is from the annotation of a GenBank genome assembly. Lineage: Eukaryota; Fungi; Glomeromycota; Glomeromycetes; Diversisporales; Diversisporaceae.
AUGCUUACAGAAAAACAACAAAAAACCUAUGAUCUAUUUCAGUUAAUGCCCAGAAAAAUUAAAAGAAUCUUUCAUCGAAUCAACAUUGAUGGUACAAAAUGGGCUAACGAAUGUGUCCAAAAUCCGAAUCCUGAAGCGAAAAAGCAAUUGGAAUCCAUCUUAAUGGAUAUCGAUUUCAUUCAUCUUAAUUUUGACGAAGGUCAAGAUGAAUUGGCAAAAAUCGCAAGAGAUCUCCUAAGACCUUUCCGAAAUAGAUACAUGAGAUCUCUUGCGAUUUUUGUGCCAAAACAAGCUGGUGUGAAAAGGAAACUAAAUUCUGGGGAUGGAAAUAAUAAAAGGGCUAAACGCCAAUAA